UGGGGUGCCCAAACCUGCUCCUCUGCUCCCUAAAUCCUGCCCGGGGUGCCCAAACCUGCCCCCCAAGUGCCCGAACCGGCCCCCAGGAGCGAUGCCGGGCCCGGGUGAGGAGGCGCCGGGCGCCGGCGGGGAGCUGAGCCGCUCGCAGGUGUGCGGGAUGCUCCGGCAGGAGCUGAGCCGGGACGGAGCCUUCCUGCAGGGCCACCCCCAUGUCCUUGUCAUCCUCGGCGCCUCCGGUGACCUGGCCAGGAAGAAGAUUUACCCCACGAUCUGGUGGUUGUUCCGGGAUGGGCUCCUCCCUGAUGCCACACGUGUCGUCGGCUUCGCCCGCUCGCCCCUCACCGUGGAGCUCAUCCGGGAGCAGACCCUGCCCUACCUCAAGGUGACCCCCGAGGACGGGCCCCGCCUGGCUGAGUUCCUGUCCCUGCAGAGCUUCGUGCGGGGUCAGUACGGGGACGAGGCCUCGUUCCGGGCAUUGGAUGCUCACCUGCGGGGGCUGCCUGGGGGAGACCAUGCCCACCGGCUCUUCUACCUGGCCCUGCCCCCCAGCGUGUACACACCUGUGACACAGCACCUGAGGGCUCUGUGCAUGGGACAGGGGUGGAACCGUGUGAUUGUGGAGAAGCCAUUUGGGCGGGACCUGGGCACGUCGGAGGAGCUGUCGGCGCACCUGAGCGCGCUGUUCCGUGAGGAGCAGAUCUACCGCAUGGACCACUACCUGGGCAAGGAGAUGGUGCAGAGCCUCAUGGUGCUGCGGUUCGGCAACCGCAUCUUUGGGCCCAUCUGGAACCGCGACAACGUCGCCUGUGUGGUGCUCACCUUCAAGGAGCCCUUUGGCACCGAGGGCCGUGGUGGCUACUUUGAUGACUUCGGUAUCAUCCGGGACGUGAUGCAGAACCACCUUCUGCAGCUGCUCUGCCUUGUGGCCAUGGAGAAGCCGGCAUCCACCAAUCCCGACGAUGUCCGCGACGAGAAGGUGAAGGUGCUCAAGUGCAUCAGCCCAGUGGAGCUGCAGGAUGUGGUGCUGGGCCAGUACGUGGGCAACCCCGAGGGCCCCCCCGAGGCACAGAAAGGCUACCUGGAUGACCCCACGGUGCCCCCUGGCUCCACCACGCCCACCUUCGCCACCGCUGUGCUGCGUGUGGCCAAUGAGCGCUGGGACGGUGUGCCGUUCGUGCUGCGCUGUGGGAAGGCACUGAAUGAACGCAAGGCCGAGGUACGGCUGCAGUUCCGGGAGGUGCCCGGGGACAUCUUCGCGCAGCAGUGUAAGCGCAACGAGCUGGUGGUGAGGGUUCAGCCGCGUGAGGCCGUCUACGCCAAACUCAACACCAAGAAACCGGGCAUGUACCUGCGGCCCGAGGAGUCCGAGCUCGAUCUCACCUAUGGCAGCCGCUACAAGGAUGUGAAGCUGCCAGAUGCCUAUGAGCGGCUGCUGCUGGACGUCAUCUGUGGGAACCAAAUGCACUUUGUGCGCAGUGAUGAGCUGCGCGAGGCCUGGCGCAUCUUCACGCCCCUCCUGCACCAGAUUGAGCAGCGCCGCGAGCCCCCCAUCCCCUACCCUUACGGCAGCCGGGGCCCCCCCGAGGCGGAUGAGCUCCUGCAGCGGGCGGGGUUCCUGUACGAGGGCACCUAUCGGUGUCACCGUGAGACAGCUGGGCCUCAUUGAACCCAGAUGCUGCUGGGAGCUUGCCAGAGCUCAUGGAACCCAGGCUCCACCCAGGUGGGACACAGCUGGGCCUCAUGGAACCCAGGAGAGCUUUGUGACACAAUGGACUCUCAUGGAACCACACGUGCUGUCACAAGUGUCCCUGAUGACACAGAAGGAACCCAGGAGACCAGAGUGAGGUUAUGGAACCUCAUGGAGCCCAGGGUCCAGUGUGACACAGAGAGGCCUCAUGGAACCCAGGAGAGCACUGAGAGGCUCUGGACCAACACGGGACCAAGGUUCUGCUGUGACCUGAUGGAACCUUCUGGAAGCAAGGGAUCAUUUUCCCCUGUGUUUGGCACUGGUGAGGCUGCACCUCGAGUGCUGUGUCCAGUUCUGGGCCCUUCAGUUUAGGAUGGACAUGGAGUGGCUGGAGCAUGUCCAGAGAAGGGCAAUAAGGCUGGUGAGGGGUCUGGAACACAAGUCCUGGGAGGAGCGGCUGAGGGAUCAGGGGUUAUUUAUCCUGGAGAAGAAGAGACUCAGGGGAGACCACAUCACUCUCUACAACUCCCCGACAAGUGACUGCAGCCAGGUGGGGGUCAGACUCUUCUCCCAGGCAAACACUGAUAGAAAGAGAGGACACAGCCUUAAGCUGUGCCAGGGAAAGUUUAGGUUGGACACAAGGAAAAAUUCUCUGAAAGAGUGACUGGGUACUGGAAUCCUCUGCCCAGGGAGGUUGUGGAGUCACUGUCCCUGGACAUGUUAAAAAAAGUCUGGAUGUGGCACUUGUCCUGGUCUGAAAGACAGAUGUCUGCCAGAGGAGGUGAGAGACUCCUCUGGAAUGGAGAAUGUGAAUCCCCUCCCUCUGAAUUAUUACAGCUGUGAAAUUAGGAGCUUUCAGACACAGAC
This is a messenger RNA of Cinclus cinclus, 2554 nucleotides long. RefSeq names its product glucose-6-phosphate dehydrogenase (gene G6PD). NCBI's taxonomy places the organism in Eukaryota, Metazoa, Chordata, Aves, Passeriformes, Cinclidae. The record is from RefSeq and is a predicted model, not a curated record. Gene Ontology annotation, cellular component: cytosol. Gene Ontology annotation, biological process: glucose metabolic process; pentose-phosphate shunt, oxidative branch. The transcript has 13 exons. The coding region runs from base 92 to 1666 and encodes 524 amino acids. Gene Ontology annotation, molecular function: glucose-6-phosphate dehydrogenase activity; NADP binding.